AUGACACAGGCUUACUACAUUAUCCAUCUUCUUUUGGGAGUGAUCCAAUUUUUUACUGGCAUCUUUGCAAAUGGCAUCAUUGUGAUGGUGAAUAUCAUUGACUUGAUCAAGCAUAGAAAAAUGGCUCCAUUGGAUCUGCUUCUUUCUUGCCUGGCAGCUUCUAGGAUUUUUCUGCAGACGUACAUCUUCUUUGUCCAUCUACUUACUCUCUCUUUGAUAGAAUACUUUGUAUUUACUGACAACCUUGUAGUUCUUAUGCUUACAAAUGAAUUGGGGCUUUGGUUUGCCACCUGGCUUUGUGUUUUCUACUGCAUCAAGAUUGCCACCAUCUCACACCCACUCUUCUUGUGGCUGAAGAUAAGGAUAUCCAAGUUGGUGCCAUGGCUGAUCCUGGGGUCUCUUCUCCAUGCAUCUGUCAAUGCUGCCCUCCACUACAAAUAUACACGGUCUUUUUUUGAAAAUCUCUUGGUGAGUUUUUUCUCUAAAAAUGCAACUCGGAUCAACAAAAUAGAAAUGUAUAUUAUACCAUUUUCCUUUCUUGUCACUGGGCUCACAUUGCCAUUGUUCAUCUUCCUUAUUUCUAUUUUGCUUUUGAUUUUCUCCCUGGGAAGACACACACAGCAGAUGAGAACCACAGUGGCAGGCACCAGGAACCCCAGCAGGAGUGCCCACACCAGCGCGAUGCUAUCCAUUCUGUCAUUCCUAAUCCUCUACUUCUCCCACUACAUGGUGGCUAUUUUACUAUGUUCUCAAGUUUUACAGUUUGGAAGCCACAUUUUUGUGCUCUGCAUUAUAGUGGGGGGUGCAUACCCCUGUAUGCACUCAAUCAUCUUAAUUUUAGGAAAUCCGAAGCUGAAACAAAAUGCAAAAAUGUUCCUCUUCCACAGUAGGUGCUGUCAGUAA
This is a messenger RNA of Castor canadensis (American beaver), 903 nucleotides long. RefSeq names its product taste 2 receptor member 1 (gene Tas2r1). The record is from RefSeq and is a predicted model, not a curated record. Gene Ontology annotation, cellular component: membrane. Gene Ontology annotation, biological process: detection of chemical stimulus involved in sensory perception of bitter taste; G protein-coupled receptor signaling pathway; sensory perception of taste. Gene Ontology annotation, molecular function: G protein-coupled receptor activity; bitter taste receptor activity. Lineage: Eukaryota; Metazoa; Chordata; Mammalia; Rodentia; Castoridae.